This is a messenger RNA of Phycodurus eques (leafy seadragon), 5929 nucleotides long. It is a transcript of the gene cep295, whose product is annotated as centrosomal protein 295. NCBI's taxonomy places the organism in Eukaryota, Metazoa, Chordata, Actinopteri, Syngnathiformes, Syngnathidae. Gene Ontology annotation, biological process: regulation of centriole replication. The record is from RefSeq and is a predicted model, not a curated record. Gene Ontology annotation, cellular component: centrosome; cytosol; centriole. The coding region runs from base 249 to 5855 and encodes 1868 amino acids. The transcript has 30 exons.
UUCAACGCGGCCGCUUCGCAGUUCGCACAGAUUUGGCUGCUGCAAAAAGUCUCAUUUCGUUUUCGUUGACCGCAUUACUUUUUGUAAUUUAGCGUUCCAGCCACAACUUGAUAUGAUCGCAUUUGAUCGUUUAACUCGCGUUCGAGCGGCGAGACGUUUGCGACGCAUUGAAGUUAACCAGCUGGGCUAAUUAACGGAGCUGCUAGCUGCAUAUUAUUGCCACAGAGAAAUGUAUACACCGAGAGACAAUGGCGAGACGGCUGGGAAAAUUAAGACUGAGCCCCAACGAAGAGGCCCAGUUGAUACAAGAAGAAAGGGAGAGGAGGAGAAAACUACGAAUACAACAGGUUCGUGAGCAGCAGAAGGAUUUUGCGCUGCAGACGCGGCAGAAUGUGGAGCAGAGGCGUCGGCGUGAGCUCGAGCUGCUGGGACAGGGACUACGGGAAGAAUGGGAGCAACAACGGAGCGAAAAACUGCACAUGCUGCAGAUGCUUUACGAACAGAGCCUCCAGAUGGUCGGCCAUGGACAGAGAAUGGCCAAAGAAAAUGAGCCUGAUUUGGCGGCCUUAGCCCAGAGGGAGGCGCAGAAUCACGCAAAAGCAGAGGAGCGCUUUCGAGAAGCCCUCAAGGAGCUGAAGUCGCAGAGGCUUAAAGACAGCGAAAUGCAAAGCCGAACAAUCAAUGCCAGGAAGAAGGCACUUCAGGUAGAAAAGGAUAGAUCGGCAAAAGUGGCCAACCUCCCAGUGGCUACACCAAAACCAAUUCUGCAGGCUACUGAUUCAGAGAAAUUGCAUGUGGGAAAGAAGUCAGACGUCAGUGCCUUUGCCUUUACACGUUAUCACAUGGCCACAGUGGACCGAGCGGUGGACACGCAGCUGACUGAUGCCCAUGAGGGAGCGGAACUGGAGAUGAAGAGGCUGCAGGACUUCCAGAGGGACGACGAAAGGAAGAGAGCCGAGCGGAUGGAGACUGCUCGUCUUCGAGGGAAAUCCGCUUUGCGGAAAGAGCACCUUGCACUGGACCGCGAUCGGCUUCUUGUGGAACUGGAGCACAUGCAGCAGGCUGACAUGUUGAGGAGGCGGCAGCAGGCGUUUCAGAUGCCGCCGCAGAUCUUCCAGCCGCCUCACUUAAGGCAGGAGAUGAAGGAUGACUUCCAAAGGGACAUGGAGUUUGCCUUUGAGGACAUGUACACCAGAGAAAAGAAAAUCAAAGGUGACCUCGUGGGCCGGCUGGUAUCCGAACCGCUUCCUGACACAUCCACAAUCAGCCAGGACCCAGAGCUGGAUGUCAUGCUGGACGAAACCAACACAUCUGAAAUAGACAAGUCGCAAGUGGACCCGGAAUCACAGGACUCUGCAUGUGUGGACACUGUCAGAGCAGCUCCCAGACAGGCCCUGAAGAAACUCCUCAGUCGCAUCAGGAACCAGAGGAGCGAGUCAACAAGCUGCAACAAUGGUGUCAAUGCAGCCCGUUCUCUCGUCACCGUCGCCAGUCGGGUCUCAGAGAGGGACACGGAUGUGAUCCCAGAACGGGAUACCAUCGUCAGGCCUGGGGGAGUUGCGGAGAGGGAUGCGGUUGCUGAUUCAGAGGCACUUUCGGAGCGAGACAUGACCAUCGACACAGGCUCCCUCAGCAGCCAGCCCACCCAACCUCCAUCGUCAUCUACAGCAAAGCCCAUUAGUCAUCUGAUCCCGGCAGAUGCUCAACACCAAGAUGACCUUUCCUCCAAAAUCCUGGAACUUGAAAUGGAGCGAAAGAAAAGGGAGCUGGAGCUGGAGCGGGAGAAGCAGCAGCAAAUGGCUUUGCUGCAGGAGUUGGAAGAGGAGAAAGCCCAAUUAGAGCGGCUUCUCAAUGAUAUUCAGCAGGAGGGAAACCACCCAAAGGUUACUGUGGCCCAGGAAAUUGCUCUUAAACAAGCAGAGGUACCGCCAGUCCAUGACCAGGAUGUUCCCAGAGGUCGAGAGCUGCUGACUCCUGAGCACACCAGAAGGAUCCGAGAAUGUCAAGAGCGCCUCCUGGAACAAAACAGAAUUAAUCAACAGUCUAUGGAAGUGGCUCGACGGCACCUGGAAAAAUACCAACAUGCUCUUCAGGUUCAUCGCAACGCGGCCAGCGCGCCGCCUCCUCUGCCACAGUUGCCCUCUGUGGAGCCACAAAUUGCUAUGGAGGUUACCUCACGAGGGUCUGCUGCUCUAACCUUCCCUUCCAGUCUUCCCUCCCCCAGUUUCAGCCUUUCUUCCAGCCCGCUGCCCGCUGAACCGUUUGGAAGGUCAAACCUUCCAGUUCACCAGAUACAGGGUGUCUCAGAUCUUGCCCCUUUGAGGCGAAACUUAGUUUCAAGAGUUGCUGAGCGAGCUAGAAGCCCAACAGUAACCAUAGAGUCACUUCCGUCUAAAGCGGUCAUCAGAAAAGUAUGUCCUCCUAAAGCAGUCACCAGGGGGAUACUUCCUCCUGAAGCCGUCACCAGAGGGGUACUUCCUCCUGAAGCGGUCACCAGAGAGCCACUUUCUCCUAAAAUAUUUACCAGAGAGCCAAUUCUGCCUCAAGUGAUCGCUACAGAGUCACUUCAUCCUAAACCAGUUACCAGAGAAGUCCUUCCUCUUCAAGCGGUCACCAAAGAGUCCUUUGCUCUUAAACCUGUCACCACAGACUUCCUUCCUUUUAAAGCGAUCACCACAAGCCUUCCAUUCCAGCCCAUCCAAACAGUCACAUUGGGUCGCCCUCCGCUUCCUCGAUUUCCGCUAGCUGGAUCCCCUGCAGAUGACUACUCGGACCGGCAGAGACCUCAGGAGUUUUACGAGCGGCAAAGGGAGGGCGAGGUGGAAAGCUUUGAAGAGCUGCGUCUGCAACAGCGAGAGAGCUUGGAGCUACUGAGGCAGCAGAAGGAAACAUUGAAGGCUCUGAUUAAUGUUGAUGCGCAAGUGAGACCGCAAAGUGAGGUCUCAGCACCAGAUGACGCUGGUCAAACCCGCUCGGAACUACUUUCUUCUCUGCUCAAAGUAAUUGAAAAAGCAAACAAGGGGAGUUUGUCCCAUGCGAGACAUCUGCAGGUGGAAGAUGUCCCAAGUCUACAACUCCCAUCCACCAGCAGGGCAGCCUCGCUCCAUGCGCCUGCUCGAGCAGCAAAGCCCCCAGUGACCCGCAUCCGGCUCGGCACGAUGAUGAGGGAACAGCACGAGCUCAGCGCCAUACAGGAAGUUGAGACACCAGUGGAUACCAGCCAAGUGACUGGCCCAGAGGAUGUUUUCACUGUGCCACAACACACAAUGGACUGGUCUCAGCAGGAGCCCUGUGACUUCUCUGUGGCCACCGAACAGGCUCUGCAGACGCCUUCCAUGUCAAGUUCAAAGAGGUCCGGGCCAGCCCUCUGUGGAGAUAAGCUGCUGAUGAGGAUUGGAACAUCCCCAGACUCUUCCCAGCAUGGUUCAUAUGACCCACUCUCAUCAGACUUCGGAAGGGGAGCCGACUGCGUUGGCCCGGCACCCAUGAUCCACAGCUCCCUCCCAGAUGAUUCCAGGCCACCCGGAGAGGCAAGUCAGCAGUAUGCACAUAGACCUCCUGAUCCAGAAUGCCUGUCCACCACCACCCUGUCCACUGGCAGCUACAGCACGAGUGAUCCAGAGCCCAACGCCGGUAAAUCUCCGAACCUUGUCACCCUGGAGACUUCUCGAGUUGGCACCUCCUCCCUGUUUGGUCCAAACUCCUCCAGUCCUGCUGCAGCCCAGCACCACUCAGCCUUGCUCGCCUCUCUGUUUAACGAUGGCAACGUCCAGCGCAUCAUUGACCGAUUCGCUAAAGAACUCGAUAGCUCUCUAAGCACAGCGGAUAAAAGCACAGACAGCGUAAACUCUGUUUCGGAGGAGCCUAACUCUUCGUUUUCUGAGCAGUCCUUGUACAAAAUAUCUGGGAGGCGAGGGGAGGACGACGAAGCAUCUCAUGUGACUCUUCCCCCUCAAGCCGUCCACUCAGAUCUGCUCGCCUCGCUGUUCAAUGACGGCAACGUACAGCAUGUCAUCGACCGAUUUGCCAAAGAGCUCGAUAGCUCUCAAAGCGCCGCGGGUAAAAGCACAGACAGCGAAGGCUCUGUUUUGGAGGAUCCUCACUCUUCUCUUACCGAGCAGUCUUUACAACAAGUCUCUGGGAGGCGAGAGGAGGACGACGAAUCAUCUCAUGUGACACUUCCCUCUCAGGCUGCCCACAUAAGUGACCUGACAAUCCAUCCAAUGAUGGAGCAGCUUUCGGUGUGCGAGGAUCAGGACUCGUUCAGACCUCUAAUGGCUCAGCUGGCGGAUCAGUCCUCCACCCUCCUCGCCGAUCACAGAGACGCCACCAUGGAGCGUCUGGUAGAUCAACCAUCAGCUCAAUCGUCCAUGAUCGGUCAGCUGCCUGUCCCGCCACCUUCUGCCGGAUGGGACUUAACUCUGAGUCGCAUCAUGGAAGAAGUCUCCCUAGAGUCGAGCCAGCGUUGGCGGAGAGGCGAGCGGGAACCCUGUGUGGGUCAGCUGAUGUCUCGGGCAGAACGGUCGUGGUUGGACGAGAGUCAAGAGGAUAGCUCGAUGAGACCUCUCGUCGGGGAGUUGGACAUGUCUUCCGGCCAGGACAGUGGAACCUCAGGUGAGAGAAUGCGCGUGGAUCUCAGCGCCGCAACGCAGGCCACUGUGCUGCCGUACCAAUCAUUACCCACUGAAGACUCCCAUCACAGAACUUCCGACUCCAGACCGAAUCCGCUCCCGCCGCCCCCGCUUGGCGCAGACUCCUUUCUCCCUUUGCCGGCCGAGGUCACCUGCGACGAAACGGUCAACCCGUCCGCCGUCUUUCGCAACUCCUCCGACGGCCACCUCUCGAGUGGAGAGCUCAGCAUGUCGGCGCUUUCCAACUCUCAGUCGCACGACGACACCUCAGAGAGCGAGCGGUCCACUGAGUGCUUCAGGGCGGAGGACGGCUCCCACAGGAUAUCCGCUUGGCAUCGCGUCACCUCUCCUCAGGUGGUGGAGCUCUCGCAAUCGGACGUGAGGGAUGUUUCAUCUCCCUUCAGCGUGCUGCCAGAGGAGGAUGUGGAAGAGCAGAAUGAAAUGCGAGUUCCAGUUCCUGACCUCUCUGCAAAAGUUCAGCCAGAGCAGAGUUUAAACCUGAAGAUUGACUUCACUUCUAAGUUAUUGGAAGCAGGCAGUACGAAGGGCAUCCUUGAGCAGUCCCAAAUAACACUAGUGAGCUCGACGGACACCACACUGCAGGACAACCUUUUAUCUGUGGUAGAGCCAUUGUGGGAGGAGGAAGGACAGAAAGUCCAAGAGGCAUCCCAAACAACCAUAAUGGAGGAACCUUCAGGGGCCUCAAAAGAGGAGCAGAGCCCAACGCAUGCAGCCAUGCUUCUUGAGUUCAACUGGGAGUCUUGGCAGCAGGGCGUCUUUGAGCAGAAGCGGCGAGCUCUGCAGCAGAGGUCGGCCCGCCGGGCGGAAGAAGUCAAAGCUAAAGGUGCGCUGGCCAGGACUGGAGUUGCGGCGGUAAAGGUCGCUGCCCAGUCUGAGGAACGUCCUCCUCGGACUCGACGGGAUGCUCAACUUGACACAUUCAAAACGGCAAAGUCCACUUUGGUCAAGCAACAAAAGCCCCAGACUCCUCCAGCAGUGACCAUGUCAACAAGGCUGAACAACCAGAGCCAAGUCAAGAAAAGCAAACACGAUGUUUCGGAGAUGCACAAACGAACCCAGAGACUGUAUGAGCAGCUGGAGGAGGUGAAGCAGCAGAAGGCGGUUCGCAGCAGAAAAGAGGCUUAUGCCAAAAACAGACAGAAGGCCAAAGCCUUUCACAUGAAAACCCUCCAGAAGCUCCGUACCAAGCAGACUCAACUAUGAGUGACUCUGAUUGUGGUUUUAUACCUGUGUCCAUUAAGAUAUAAUUUUAUCAAUAAAGCUUUUAACUUAUUCAA